Molecule: messenger RNA, 414 nt
Organism: Protopolystoma xenopodis
Lineage: Eukaryota; Metazoa; Platyhelminthes; Monogenea; Polystomatidea; Polystomatidae
Source: the annotation of a GenBank genome assembly
CGCGAUUCGCUUCGUGAGGAGGAGGUGCGAAAACUUAUUCGACAAUUCGAGCUACCUCUAGAUGAGAAUUUGACAGAAGAAAUGUUAUUCGCAUGUCGACAUCUAAUGCAUCUGUCAAAACCUGACAAUUCGGACUUUGGAUCUAGCACGAAAACUGAAAAAAAUACGAAUUCUGGGAUGGAAGAACAAUAUCACUUCGAAGGAGAUAACAAGAUCAUACAAAUGGAAGGAGAGGAAAGAAAAGCAACAAGACACCAAGAAGAAGGAAAAAAAUGCUGUAGCCAGAUAUUGUCAGAUUUGGUUGACUGGCGUCGCCUCGUUGACUUAUUGGAUUGGCAGAAGUUGGCUCUCAACGAUAAACCCAAAGUUGAGGCAAUACCAAGUAAUCCACCAUUCUCUUUUACAGGCUUGUAG